Hirsutella rhossiliensis is the source of this 498-nucleotide messenger RNA. RefSeq names its product ribosomal protein l11, RNA binding domain-containing protein. The record is from RefSeq and is a predicted model, not a curated record. NCBI's taxonomy places the organism in Eukaryota, Fungi, Ascomycota, Sordariomycetes, Hypocreales, Ophiocordycipitaceae. Gene Ontology annotation, cellular component: cytosolic large ribosomal subunit; ribosome. The coding region runs from base 1 to 498 and encodes 165 amino acids. The transcript has 5 exons. Gene Ontology annotation, molecular function: large ribosomal subunit rRNA binding; structural constituent of ribosome. Gene Ontology annotation, biological process: translation.
AUGCCUCCCAAAGUCGAUCCCAAUGAGAUCAAGAUCAUCCACCUCCGAGCCACUGGCGGCGAGGUGGGUGCUUCUUCGGCUCUCGCACCCAAGAUUGGCCCUUUGGGGUUGUCCCCAAAGAAAGUCGGCGAAGAUAUCGCAAAGGCAACUGGUGACUGGAAAGGCUUGCGCGUGACUGUCAAGCUCACCAUCCAGAACCGCCAAGCCCAAGUGUCCGUCGUGCCGACCGCCUCCACCCUUGUCAUCAAGGCUCUCAAGGAGCCUCCGCGCGAUCGAAAGAAGGAAAAGAACAUCAAGCACAGCAAGUCUGUCAGCCUGGAUGAGAUUAUUGAAAUCGCACGAACCAUGCGUUUCAAAUCCUUCUCAAAGGAUCUGAAGGGCACGGUCAAGGAGAUUCUUGGGACGGCAUAUAGCGUUGGAUGCCAGGUGGACGGCAAGCCGCCCAAGGUCAUCAACGACGCUAUUAACAACGGAGAAAUUGACAUCCCGGAAGAAUAG